CACAAUAAUCGACCAGUUUGACAAUUCUCUGUCAUCUGUUCAGUUGUAAAUUUUAGAGUGACCUAAAAAUUCAUCGUAUCAUCUUGUUGGAUUGCAAAAUCGAAAUAUUAACAAAAUGAGAAUUCCAUUUGGCAAAAAGCAUGCAGAAAUUGCUACUUCUUUCGUAUCUUCCGGGGUAGGGUUUGGUGGCGCUGCCGGUCUUGCAUUGCUCUAUUUCACAGACUGGAAAGUAGUGCUGCAAUACAUGCCCAUUUACAAUACGAAGUUCGAUAAAUCUGAAUAAACUAAGAGUUUAAAUUCGUGGGAAAAAUGUAAACUUUUCGCUCUGUCUUUAUGCUGUUCAUUAAAUUUAAAAUAAAUUCUACAUAUAAGUUGUGUUCCGAAAUAAAGUAGUGCGAAACGUACAAUAUGAGACUAAUAUGAAA
This is a messenger RNA of Ceratitis capitata (Mediterranean fruit fly), 425 nucleotides long. RefSeq lists its product as uncharacterized. Gene Ontology annotation, biological process: mitochondrial electron transport, ubiquinol to cytochrome c. Gene Ontology annotation, cellular component: mitochondrial inner membrane. The transcript is spliced from 2 exons. The record is from RefSeq and is a predicted model, not a curated record. NCBI's taxonomy places the organism in Eukaryota, Metazoa, Arthropoda, Insecta, Diptera, Tephritidae. Bases 116 to 283 code for a protein of 55 amino acids.